CGGCAGGUCGUUCACCUCUCAGUUCAUCCAAAAUGGCGCCCAGAGAAACGCCCUCUGUUGACAUAAGCCGCUGUCCUUGUGUCAACCAGAGUUAUUCUGAAGAUUGAAUCGUUGGCUCUCUUGGAAUAAUGGAAGGAACUUGUUUGCAUUCUGUUUUGUUGAUUCUCUUCACCAUUGGUAUGAGUUCUGCUCAUUCGUGUAAGCCUCAGAUGUUGUGUCCAUUCGGCUGGGAGUCAUGGGGCGGCUCGUGCUACAAACUUCUUGAAGGAAAACCGACAUGGCCCGAAGGGUUUUUAAAAUGUCAGGAGAUUGGAGGGGAGAUGGUUUUGCCUUCAUCAUCGGAGGAAAAUAACUACUUGUAUAUACUGAGUAACAACAGCCCCAAGGUGUGGGUUAACUGCAACGACUUGAAGAUAGAAGGACAGUGGGACUGCAAUGAUAACGGCGGGUAUGUGAACUGGGUUAACGGUGAGCCAAAAGGCGGAACUCGAGAAAACUGUGCUUUAGCUCAUUUCACUGCGUGGAACGAUUACCCGUGCUCAUAUAAACACGCCAACACUCUCUGCAAAGGCAAUGAAGUCACGGCUACACAGGCCAAGUUGAAGCAAUGGCGCCUGCUUGCGUCGUGUCUGACCGGACACACCUUACGAGAGAUACCGACCAGCAACGUCCGGGCCUGCGCCAUUGAGUGUGACUACGACCCAAGAUGUCACUCCUUCAACGUGCAGCAUUUCGGGACUGGUGAGCGCAUUUGCCAACUCAAUCUUCGCAUCCGCUCCGAGGCCGACCACACCCAGUUUGUGAAGUCCAAGAAACCUUUUACGUGUAUUUACGGAGAGAAAUAAGUUCAAUCAACAGACUUUUCUGUUCGUGAGCAAAAUCAUUAAAGUGACAGAGGCAGAAACAGCUUAAUGUGGAAUAAUUUCUUUGUUGAAAGACUUAUAGCCCGAAUAUAGGGUGAACGUGCGGAGCGGUUCUUUAUGAAAUAACACCAGCAAUCUAUACUCUCGAAAACACUGGCAAUAGUCCGUGUAAAACAAAUUCCUGUGAAAGUCGUGCAAAGGACAAAACAAUCAUUUACAUAGCGGAUAAUGCUUAAAGCCAUUGGACACUUUCGAUAAACAAUAUUGUCCAAGGCCCACACUU
This is a messenger RNA of Asterias rubens (European starfish), 1146 nucleotides long. RefSeq names its product perlucin-like protein. NCBI's taxonomy places the organism in Eukaryota, Metazoa, Echinodermata, Asteroidea, Forcipulatida, Asteriidae. The record is from RefSeq and is a predicted model, not a curated record. The transcript has 2 exons. Bases 129 to 845 code for a protein of 238 amino acids.